GGUGGUUUUACAGGAAAGCAUCCUCCUUGCUCUCUCACUUCCUUCACCUUCUCCUAGAAAGCACAUUAUAUUCAUGCCGGAGUGAACUACUUCUUCACCAGCAUGAUCGUUUGAGGUUCCCCAGAUGAUCUCACAGGUGCAGGAGAAAGGCCAGAGUGCGAAUAACCAAGAUGCAGACGGGUUUACAGAGGUGAGACGGUCACGGAGCCGAGGGCAAGUAACACAAGUGGUUUUUGAGGCUGGAGGUUCUAAAAAAGCCCCGGAAGUGGAAAGUGGAGAGAGGAUGCUGCUAGGAGGUUCAGAAACGCUGGCAGUUUCAAACAGUUUUGGUGGGUUAAUGGAGGAAACUGUUGUAAGUGAGGAGCAACAGAAUAACACUAUGAGAGAGGAUAAUAAGGAGAACGAAGGCUCACAGAUGCUGGUGAACCAGAAUCAAGGGGUGGCUCAGAUUCAGAGCAAGUCUAAUGUGGGAAAGGGAGUUGUUGGGAAUGGUGGUUUUCGUGCAGGGGAUCAGGAGAAGAAAUCAGGAGCUAGUAAAUCAGGGAAGCACCAGGUAGUGAGAGGUAAAAACAUGAGAUCUUCUGCUCCUGGGAGAGGUUUGGUGUUUGGCCCAAUAAGAGGUGAAUCUGAUGGGAUAUCUCCGGGUAAACGCCUUAGAGUGGAGACUGUGAGUGCGGGGAGAGCAGGUGGAGUAUACACGAAUGGUGCUGAGAACAUAGAGAAGUCUACCUCGCGGCAAAUCGUGGAAUCUGUGGGGAUUGUGGGUGGUACAAACCCAGCAGGGGGUAAUUCUUCAAUGGAAAUUGUUCUCCAAGAGAGGGUAAUGACCACUGAGGGCGUUAAUGGGGCUAAAUAAUAUUUAUCCCUGGCAGUUCUUUGUGA
Molecule: messenger RNA, 882 nt
Organism: Arabidopsis arenosa
Lineage: Eukaryota; Viridiplantae; Streptophyta; Magnoliopsida; Brassicales; Brassicaceae
Source: the annotation of a GenBank genome assembly